Messenger RNA from Nyctereutes procyonoides (raccoon dog), 1535 nucleotides. RefSeq names its product DNA (cytosine-5)-methyltransferase 1-like. The annotation marks the transcript as partial. The transcript has a single exon. NCBI's taxonomy places the organism in Eukaryota, Metazoa, Chordata, Mammalia, Carnivora, Canidae. Gene Ontology annotation, cellular component: nucleus. The record is from RefSeq and is a predicted model, not a curated record. Gene Ontology annotation, molecular function: DNA binding; chromatin binding; zinc ion binding.
GUCCGCAACCCAGACUCAACCUAUGAAGACUUGAUCAAUAAAAUUGAGACCACCGUUCCUCCUUCUGUGCUCAACCGGAAUCGAUUUACAGAGGAUUCUCUCCUUCGACAUGCCCAGUUUGUGGUAGAACAAGUAGAGAGUUAUGAUGAGGCUGGGGACAGUGAUGAGCAGCCCAUUUUUCUGACACCCUGCAUGAGAGACCUGAUCAAGUUGGCUGGGGUCACCCUAGGAAAAAGGCGAGCUGAAAGAUGUCAGACCAUCAGGCAUUCUGCCAAAGAGAAGGACAAAGGCCCCACUAAAGCCACCACUACCAAGCUGGUGUACCAGAUCUUUGACACUUUCUUCGCAGAGCAAAUUGAAAAGGAUGACAAAGAAGACAAGGAGAAUGCCUUCAAAUGGCGGCAGUGUGGCGUCUGUGAGGUUUGUCAACAGCCCGAAUGUGGGCAGUGUAAAGCCUGGAAAGAUAUGGUUAAGUUUGGUGGUAGCGGAUGGAGCAAACAGGCUUGCCAGGAGAGGAGGUGCCUCAAUAUGGCCACGAAGGAGGCAGAUGAUGAUGAAGAAGUCGAUGACAAUAUUCCAGAGAUGCCAUCACCCAAAAAAAUGCACCAGGGUUAGAAAAAGAAACAGAACAAGAAUCAGAUCUCUUGGGUUGGAGAUGCUGUCAAGACUGAUGGGAAGAAGGAUUACUAUAAGAAGGUUUGCAUCGAUUCAGAAACCCUGGAAGUGGGAGACUGUGUCUCUGUUAUUCCAGAUGACUCUUCAAAACUGCUGUAUCUAGCAAGGGUCACUGUGCUGUGGGAAGACAGUAGCAACGGGCAGAUGUUUCAUGCCCACUGGUUCUGUGCUGGGACAGACACAGUCCUUGGAGCCACAUCAGACCCCUUGGAGCUUUUCCUGGUAGAUGAAUGUGAGGACAUGCAGCUGUCAUACAUCCAUAGCAAGGUGAAGGUCAUCUAUAAAGCUCCAUCAGAAAACUGGGCCUUGGAGGGAGGCAUGGAUCCCGAGGCUCUGAUAACAGAGGACGACGGAAAGACCUACUUCUACCAGCUGUGGUAUGAUCAAGACUAUGCGAGAUUUGAGUCCCCUCCGAAAACCCAGCCAACGGAGGAUAACAAGUACAAGUUCUGUGUAAGCUGUGCCUGUCUGGCUGAAUUGAGGCAAAAAGAAAUUCCAAGGGUCCUGGAACAGCUUGAAGACCUGGACAACCAGGUUCUAUACAGCUCAGCCACCAAGAACGGCAUCCAGUAUCGAGUGGGUGAUGGCGUGUACCUCCUCCCCGAGGCCUUCACGUUCAACAUCAAGCUGUCCAGUCCCGUGAAACGCCCACGAAAGGAGCCUGUGGAUGAAGAUCUAUAUCCAGAACACUACCGGAAAUACUCUGAUUACGUCAAAGGCAGUAACCUGGAUGCCCCUGAGCCAUAUCGAAUUGGCCGAAUAAAAGAAAUCUUCUGUACCAAGAAGAGAAAUAGGAGGCCUAAUGAAACCAACAUCAAGAUCAGAAUCAAUCAAUAAUAGAGAAAUCUCAAAAAUUUGGG